AUGGCCACCUUCCACUACUUCCUGCUGCUACUCCUCAUCAGCAGUGUCGCUGUAAACCACACCCAAGCUCAGCUCACCACAAACUUCUACGCCAGCUCCUGCCCCAACGCACUCUCCACAAUACGAACCUCCAUAAGGACGGGCAUCGCCAGGGAGAGAAGAAUGGCGGCCUCCCUCCUCCGUCUCCACUUCCACGACUGCUUCGUCCAGGGCUGCGACGCCUCCAUACUCCUCGACCAAUCCCCAACCAUCACCACCGAGAAAACCGCCCCACCAAACGACAAGUCCGCCAGGGGCUACCAACUCAUCGACGCCGCCAAAGCCCAACUCGAGAGAAUCUGCCCCGGCGUCGUUUCGUGCGCGGACGUUCUCGCGGUCGCGGCGAAAGAAGCCUCCGCCUACGUGGGAGGCCCCGCGUGGGACGUGAAGCUCGGGAGGAGAGACUCCACCGCGGCAUUCCCUGACGUGGCGCUGACCGACCUCCCGUUCUUCAAGGCCGAUCUCCAGACUCUGAUCGAUAACUUCGGGGCGAAAGGGCUGAGCCCGAGAGACAUGGUGGCUCUCUCCGGGGCCCAUACUCUGGGCCAGGCCCAAUGCUUCACUUUUAGAGACAGGAUCUAUAGCAACGGCACGGAGGAUAUCGACGCUGGAUUCGCUAGCACACGGAGGCGCCGAUGCCCGGCGGUCGGAGGGGACGAUGCGCUGGCGCCGUUGGAUUUGGUGACGCCGAAUUCGUUUGAUAAUAAUUACUUCAGGGAUCUUGUGCAGAGGAAAGGGCUCCUUGUGUCUGACCAGGUUCUGUACAGCGGUGGCUCCACCAAUAGCAUUGUGGAGGAGUAUAGUCGGAGUCCUUCGAGGUUUAGUGCGGAUUUCGCCGCCGCCAUGGUCAGGAUGGGUGAUAUUCAGCCGCUCAUGGGUUCUGCUGGCCAGAUCAGGAGGAUUUGUGGCGCCGUCAACUAA
Messenger RNA from Linum tenue, 960 nucleotides. NCBI's taxonomy places the organism in Eukaryota, Viridiplantae, Streptophyta, Magnoliopsida, Malpighiales, Linaceae. The record is from the annotation of a GenBank genome assembly.